GUGAGAUGCGCAUGCGCCUAGUUUCUAGUUAGAAGUGAAGAGGUGCCGAGCUGCACUGUGUUUUAAUGCUGGUAUUUUAUUGUAAUAUUUAUAGUUUCUGUAGGAAUGCGAAGGAGCGGUAGAUAAUCAGACGGGAAUAUUUUUUGUCCGCUCUGCGUCCGUUUAAAUUGUGCUUUCGAUACGUUUUUCCUCUCUGGCGGACGGACACACGGAAGAGUGCAGGCCAAAGGCGGGCUGUGACUAAACGAUUUAGGGCUGGCCUAAUCUGUGUUAACAGAAAAACAAAUGGAAAUAAAACACUGAAACAGUCCACCCCAUUGUGAAGACACUGUGAGAACCCGUACUCACAGAAGAUUUGUGCAGCUAUGAUCAGUAAUGGCGUGUAAACAUGAUAAAUCUCUGCCUCACUUCAAUUUAAUCCUGCUGGGGAAAUCAGGAGUUGGGAAAAGCGCCACAGGAAACACUAUCCUCGGACGAGUGGCUUUCGACUCUGAGUUAAGCUCCACACCCGUAACUCAGGAGGUACAGGAGAAGAACGUGGUUAUUGAUGGGGUCAGCAUUGACGUGUACGACACACCAGAAUUAUUUAUCACAGAAACGAGCAACGAGGAUGUGAUGAAGAAACGCCGGUCUCUGUUAGACAGCCCUGUUCCCACAGUGUUCCUGCUGGUGAUUUCAGCAAAAAGAUUUACUUCAGAGAACGAACGUGCUGUUGAAGCAAUCCAGGACACUUUAGGAGAAAGGUUUCUAAAGAACACCUGGAUCCUUUUCACCAGAAGAGAUGAACUAGAAAGAGAAAAUAAAUCAGUACAGAGGUUUAUUGAAAAGUCAACACACCUCAAACUAUACUUGAAGAAAUGUAACAACAGGUACCACUUCUUCAACAACAACAAAGUAGAGGAUCGUGGGCAGGUUAACGAAUUAUUGGACAAAAUAAGAGAAGAAGUGCAAUUGCUUAUAAGGAGGAGAUCACCAUUUUGGAACAUUAUCUUACUGGGGAAAUCGGGGACUGGAAAAAGUUCUUCAGCAAACACUAUUUUGGAUCGGACACGGUUUACUUCAAAAACAGGUCACAGAUCAGAAACACUCAGAACUCAGAAGGAAAAUGUAACGAUACGUGACCUCAGUAUUAAUUUGUUUGACACUCCUGGACUCUCCAACACUGUAAUCGGACAUGACGAGGUUAUGCGGGAAUACCGAUGCCUCUCACUGUUUGCAGACUCAGUUCCCACAGUAUUUCUGCUGGUGCUGAAAGCAGAAAGACCAACUCAAGAGGAUAUGGAAACUGUUGAAAAGAUCGAGAACCUUUUAGGAGAUCAGCUCCUCCAGCACACCUGGAUCCUCUUCACCAGAGGAGAUGAUCUGGAGAGAGAAAGACUGUCAGUAGAGGAGUUCAUUCAAGGUUCAAACUACCUCAAACAAGUUGUACAGAGAUUUAACAACAAAUACCACAUUUUCAACAACAAGAUUCCCAAUCCUGAUCAAGUAUGGAAAUUACUGGACAAAAUAGACACUUCACUACUGAUGAUGGGAGAAAUUCUGAAAAUGACUUUGACUCUAAAGGACAACCCACCAACAUGGAAUUUUUUUCUACUAGGGAAGUCGGGGGCUGGAAUAAGUUCUUCAGCAAACACUCUUUUAGGUCGGCUGCGGUUUACUUCCAAAUCUGGGUUUACAUCAGAAACACUCGAGACUCAGAAGGAAAGUGUAACGAUGCGUGACGUCAGUAUUAAUUUGUUUGACACUCCUGGACUCUCCAACACUGUAAUCGGACAUGACGAGGUUAUGCGGGAAUACCGACGUCUUUCACUGUUUGCAGACUCAGUUCCCACAGUAUUUCUGCUGGUGUUGAAAGCAGAAAGACCAACUCAAGAGGACUUGAGAAUUGUUCAAGAGAUCGAGAACCUGUUAGGAGAUCAGCUCCUCCAGCACACCUGGAUCCUCUUCACCAGAGGAGAUGAUCUGGAGAGAGAGAACCUCACUAUAGAACAGUUUAUCGACAACACAGUGGAGCUGAAGAGGGUUGUAGAGAGAUUUAGGAGGAGGUUCCAUGUUUUCAACAACAAGAUACGCAAUCCUGAUCAAGUCAGAAGACUGAUAGAGAAAACAUUAAUGUGUUACUGAGCUUCGGUACUUAGAUCUCUAGAGAUAACACUCUGUAUGUACCAAAAACCCAGAUGAACAGUACUGCUCUGGGAGAGUGGGGGUGGAGUGUAAAAGAGUGCUACUGGAUACAGCAUCCUGGGAGGAACAGCUUGACAAGAAAUGUUACAGACGUCUUAGAGAUGACUAGAUUGCAUUGAGAUGCAGAAGAGGGCAUUGUGAAGAGGCUGAGUGAAGCGUGGCCAUCAGGGCAAAGGUACCCAAAAGAGGGACUUGGACAGAAACAGCUAAAACUUUUUUUUUCUGCAAUAAAAAACAUCUGCUGUGAAUUUACAUAAUAAAAGUUCCGUUCUGACUGAUCAAUUCUAUUUCUAAAGGAACAUAUUCAGUUGUUUAUAAAACAGAUAUGAUAAUUUGUGUGCUGUCCUCCGCAUUUCUGUGUCUCAUAUUCUGCCUGACUUUAAAGGACUUUUCCAAUUCCAUUUCUCUCAGUAAACUCAAAAAAAGAACUGAGGUAGAAAAAAACAUACAAAUGCAUUUAUUGCCUUUUUUGUAAAAAAGUUGUGUAGCUGAUACUGCUGCUAGUUUUUUACCACUGUUAAUUUUGCACAUUUUCAAAAUAUUUUUCAUAAAUGUUUGUUAAAUAUUUAUAUAAUUAUGUGCUCAUCAUUUUCAUUGCAUCAUUGUAAUGUUUCAUUUAAAUUAAAGCGAUGCUGGUCUUCGAAAAUUUUAUGUCAGGUUGUGGUGCUAGUCAAAACACUACAAAAUGUUUACAGUUUUCUAUACUGAACCAUCACAUAUUUAUUAAAUAUUUAUAUAAUUCAACACAUUUCAUUGUAUCAUUGUAAUGUUUCAUUCACUGUUUUUUUAUAUAUAAAUAGGGUUAUUAUAAAUGCUGUAUAGGUCUACAGUAUUUAUGUAAUGGGCAGAACCAAGUAUAUUAGUCUGGCUCUCUAAAACUGUUGCAAUUUCUCAUGUGGCCCCUUGGAAAAUUAAUUGCCCACCCCUGAUAUAUAUGAUGUAACAAAUCAUGUUAAUAAAAUGUAAAAAUAAAAAAAAGGCUAUAAUUACUUUUU
Molecule: messenger RNA, 3179 nt
Organism: Astyanax mexicanus (Mexican tetra)
Lineage: Eukaryota; Metazoa; Chordata; Actinopteri; Characiformes; Acestrorhamphidae
Product: GTPase IMAP family member 8-like
Exons: 7
Coding region: 376-2124 (582 amino acids)
Molecular function (GO): GTP binding
Source: RefSeq, a predicted model, not a curated record